GGCUUUAAGCUUUUUGAGUACGUCGACAGGCGAGAGGAGUUCUCACUUCCAGCGUCGAGCGGACCAAACAAACAAACAAACGUAGCUCCCCGGCUAACUAGUUAACUAGACCACUAACCAGCGCUUUGUAGGCCCGACAAGAAGACAAGAUGGUGGCCAAGCAGAGGAUCCGAAUGGCUAACGAGAAGCACAGCAAGAACAUCACUCAGCGGGGCAACGUGGCCAAGUCCAAUAGGAACCUGACUGAGGAGAAAGGUGUCGGACCUUGGCUGCUGGCGCUCUUCGUCUUUGUGGUCUGCGGUUCUGCCAUUUUCCAGAUCAUCCAGAGCAUCAGGAUGGGCAUGUAGUGAUGACAUCACACUCGCUGACCAACCAAAACAUUCCUGAACUUUGACCUGCGACCCCCCCCCCCAAACCCCCCUCCCACACACACACACCUUUUCUUACAACGCACGUGCACAGAUGCUCUCUCCCGCUCUUCGUGUUUAUUCAACGUGUCGCCGCCGCCGACCUUGUCACUGUUUGUGCCUGUGUUUACAUGUGCCUAAGCCCCGCCCCCCUCUGAUUGGCCCCUUAUCAGUCCAGACAGGGGGCGGGGUCAAAGUGCGUCUGUGUGUUCUGAGGAACAAAAUGAAUGUGCGUGUGUUUGAGAGUGACAAUAAAGUUUUCACCUGAACACA
Nerophis ophidion (straightnose pipefish) is the source of this 680-nucleotide messenger RNA. RefSeq names its product stress-associated endoplasmic reticulum protein 1. Lineage: Eukaryota; Metazoa; Chordata; Actinopteri; Syngnathiformes; Syngnathidae. The record is from RefSeq and is a predicted model, not a curated record. Gene Ontology annotation, cellular component: endoplasmic reticulum. Gene Ontology annotation, biological process: endoplasmic reticulum unfolded protein response. The transcript is spliced from 3 exons. The coding region runs from base 150 to 347 and encodes 65 amino acids.